UCCCCCACCCAAACCCCAAGCCCCCCUAAGAAAAGCGACUCCUCCUCGCUCUAUCGGUCUUAAAUAAACCUAGAAGCGACUCCUCCUCGCUCUAUCGGUCUUAAAUAAACCUAGGGGCCGAGGAGUGAGGCGCAGGCGUCUCCGCACUCUCUUUCUCGUUUCUGUCUCUAUCGCUUCCGCUCGAAGAGAAGAAGAGAUCGGUGGGAGUUUCACUGGAACGAGUGCCGGCGUCGAGGCCUAGUUGCCCAUGAAGAAGGAAAAUUCUGUGGCUGCCGGUCAUGGAGCACCUACUGGUCGAAUCACACGAGCUCAAGCUGCUGCCUUCCAUGCAUAUGGUGGCAUGAUCCCUUCAUUAUCAUCAGUUGCAAAACCAAAGAAGAAGCAAACACAACAAGGAAAAUCAAAGAGAGCAGCUAGAGAUGAGAACAGCCAAGCUGCUUCUCUUACUGCAGGUUUUCAGCACAAAAAGAGACAAGUGCUUAAGGAUGUCAGCAAUAUAUGCUCUGAUACUUCAUAUAGACACUGCAACCCUGCAGCAAAAGUGCAGUCUAAGGCCUACCAGCAGGUUAAACCUGGUUGCUCUAAAGCAAACCAAUGCUCUGACCGGAAGAAUUUUAAGUUAGUGCCGGCUGCUUCUAUUGAUCCUGCAAUCAUUCAUGAUGCUGCGCAAAAUAAGGUGGAUGAAGAAAUGCCAGAAAUAGGAAUGAUGGAAUCAAAAGAAGCAACUUUUUCUGUGAAAAUGGAUGAACGGCUUUUAGCCCUACAAAAUAUGCAGUGUGUCAGGGAUAUGGAGAGCACAUGUGAUACAGCUUUUGUCAAGGAACAUAGCUUCAGAGCAGCUGGAGUCAUAAAUCAUUUAAAGACUGGAGGCUUCACUGGAAAGAAUGUUGUAGAUAUUGAUGCUGACCAUGGAAAUCCUCAGAUGUGUAGUAUUUAUGCUGAGGACAUAUAUACCAACUUACGUGCUGCAGAGCUCAUCCGAAGACCUAGCUCCAAUUUCAUGGAAACAUCGCAGCGUGAUAUCACACAUGGCAUGCGGGGUAUUCUAAUUGACUGGCUUGUGGAGGUUUCUGAGGAGUAUAGACUUGUUCCAGAUACACUUUAUCUUACGGUUAAUAUUAUUGACCGUUUUCUCUCUCAUAACUAUAUUGAACGCCAAAGGCUACAACUACUUGGCGUUACCUGCAUGCUGAUUGCCUCGAAAUAUGAAGAAAUUUGUGCUCCUCGUGUGGAAGAAUUCUGUUUUAUUACAGACAAUACUUACACCAAGGCAGAGGUGCUCAAAAUGGAGAGUCAAGUACUGAACUAUUUAGGCUUUCAACUAUCUGUGCCCACCAUUAAACCAUUUCUCAGGAGAUUCCUUCGAGCAGCACAAGCAUGUUACAAGGUUCCUAGUCUAGCAUUGGGAUACUUGGCUAAUUAUCUGGCAGAGUUGACACUGAUUGAUUAUAACUUCCUGGAGUUUCUUCCUUCAGUCAUUGCUGCAUCUGCAGUGUUUCUUGCAAGGUGGACACUGGAUCAGUCUGACCAACCAUGGAAUCUGACUCUUGAGCAUUACACCUCAUAUAAGGCUUCAGAUCUUAAAGCAACAGUUCUCGCGUUGCAAGAGUUACAGAUGAACUCCAAAAACUGUCCCCUGAAUGCUAUACGUGAGAAGUACAGGCAGCAGAAGUUAGAAUGUGUGGCUGCUCUGACAUCUCCAACAUUGCCGCAAUCAAUCUUUUGUUGAACAUAUGUGAUCUACGUCUGUAUCUUCAAUGGGCUGUCAUUAGAGAGUGAUCUGAAUGAAGUUUCACUAUCUUGUUACUGAUUCUUGGCAAAAAAAUUGAUCUGCUCAUUAUCUAUUUGUCUAUUUCUCUUAAUCUUCAUUUAUGGUUCCGUGGUUGUGUUCUUGUUCUUCAUUUUGAAUAUGCUGGCUCUGGGAUUCUAACCUUGCCUGUGUAACAUAAAGUUUAUAAGAGGGAUGAGAGUGGCAAAAAUAUGCCAAAACAAAUGUUUACUUUAUGAUUUUCUUUCUCAUGUAAAAAGACAGCUUGUGCAUGGAUUCAUGUGUCUGUAAGAGGAAAUUGUAACUAUCUUAAACAUAAAUUUAAACAAUUCGCAGUUGCAAUAUUCUUUGCCU
Elaeis guineensis (African oil palm) is the source of this 2122-nucleotide messenger RNA. Its product is annotated as cyclin-A2-1. Gene Ontology annotation, molecular function: cyclin-dependent protein serine/threonine kinase regulator activity. Lineage: Eukaryota; Viridiplantae; Streptophyta; Magnoliopsida; Arecales; Arecaceae. The record is from RefSeq and is a predicted model, not a curated record. Gene Ontology annotation, biological process: mitotic cell cycle phase transition.